AAUGACAAAACCACGCAACCGACGGCGACAGGUGUGAACCUCAAGUUUGACCAUCGGAGUGUGGUAGGAACGAUCAAGGUGAGUUCUGAAUCUGGACUGAACCAGAGUCUAUGCCUACUUCCUAAUUCUCGGGCUGCCGCGUCGUUUGUGUUAUUGGUUCGAUGCUCAGAGAACCUCUCGUUGACUAGAUCCUUUUCAACUUUAAACCAAACACACACACACACACACAAAGUUGAUCAAAUCAUACUUCGGCGCUCUCUUCUCAUCUGAAAUCUCUCUGGUCUCGUCUAUCGAACCAUAUAAUCUCAAACACAGCCAACACACUAGAAUCAAGAUGGAAACAUCAGGUUCCGCAUCCGCAAACGUGGAAGAGCUCUUCUCCGUCAAGGGCCUCGUCGCCCUCAUCACGGGGGGCGGCACAGGAAUCGGCCUCAUGAUGGCGCGGGCCCUGGCGGCGGCCGGCGCGGCGCGCGUGUAUAUUGUCGGCCGGCGGGUCGAUGUGCUCCAGGCGGCGGCCAACUCGAUCAACCGGCCCUCGGUCGUCGUGCCGCUGUACUGCGACGUCACGUCCAAGAUCAGCCUCGAGAGCGUCGUGUCGGUCGUCGAGACCGACGUCGGGCACCUGGACCUGCUGGUCUGCAACGCGGGCAUCGGCGGGCCGCAGGUCAAGCCGCCGGUUAAGGGGGUGACCUCGCUCGAGGAGUGGCGAGACGCACAGAUGGCGGUACGUGUAGAAGAUUUCACAAACACGUUUGCAGUGAAUAGCACCAGCGUGUGGUUUACAACCAUGGCGUUCCUCAAGCUGCUGGAUGCGGGGAACAAGAAGGGCCGCGGCGCGGGAGGGGUGACCAGCCAGGUGGUGGUGACGAGCAGCAUUGGUGGGUUUAAUAAGGCUGCGCCUGGGGGAUGGGCGUACGGGGCUAGCAAAGCGGCGGCGACGCAUAUUGCCAAAAUGCUAAGUGUGGUCUUGCCAACUUGGGGGAUUCGGGCCAACUGUCUCUGUCCCGGGUUGUUUCCGAGCGAAAUGGCUGCACCCAUUGUUAAAGCGGCAGGUGGUUCCAUGGUUGGAGACGGCAUCAUCCCCCUGGACAAAAGUGUUGUCCCUCUUGGCCGUAUGGGCGACGAGGCAGACAUGGCUGGUCAGAUCCUGUAUCUAGCGUCGCGGGCUGGCGCAUACUUGAACGGAAAUACCAUUGUGGCUGACGGCGGGCGGCUUGGGACGUUCCCCAGCACGGGGUACUGAUAGGGAGGACGUUCUCACUGGGAGAGUGGCUUAUCGA
This is a messenger RNA of Thermothelomyces thermophilus ATCC 42464, 1280 nucleotides long. RefSeq lists its product as uncharacterized. The record is from RefSeq and is a predicted model, not a curated record. The transcript is spliced from 5 exons. Lineage: Eukaryota; Fungi; Ascomycota; Sordariomycetes; Sordariales; Chaetomiaceae. Bases 335 to 1243 code for a protein of 302 amino acids. Gene Ontology annotation, molecular function: oxidoreductase activity.